This is a messenger RNA of Stylophora pistillata, 845 nucleotides long. RefSeq names its product FYVE, RhoGEF and PH domain-containing protein 4. Gene Ontology annotation, molecular function: metal ion binding; guanyl-nucleotide exchange factor activity. The record is from RefSeq and is a predicted model, not a curated record. NCBI's taxonomy places the organism in Eukaryota, Metazoa, Cnidaria, Anthozoa, Scleractinia, Pocilloporidae. Gene Ontology annotation, biological process: cytoskeleton organization; filopodium assembly. Gene Ontology annotation, cellular component: cytoplasm.
UUGAAGUCGUAGAAAGCGAUAUUAUGGGAGAAAAAGGAAUUGGAGCUGCCAGUAAUUUUUUGAAUCCACUACACAAGGUCAAUCAAGACUUGAUGUGUGAAAACAACAGAGAGAAACAGAGAGAUGCAAAUACUAAACUGGAAGACAUAAUAACUUGCAGUGAACCAGUACUGCAUGGAGCAUUAAAUGUGAAGGAAAGUAAUUCAAUGGCUGAGUUUUCUUCAAAAGGAUUAGAAGACAGGGUUGAAAUGCCAAUGCGACCUCCUCCAAGAGCCCCCCUCCAUGAUCUUAAAAUCCGUUCUCGAGGUGAAUCAGACCCUAUGCCUUUGGAUGUAAACCAAAUGUCUAGAGUUCUUGCUAUCCAGCAGGAUACCUUGCAUCCUGUGAUAGAAUCAAAACAGGAGGACAAUUCACCCAGGUCAGAAACUGAAAAACUUGAAAAUGCUAUUGAUUAUAACAAGGAAGGAGAAGAUUACGAUGACAAUGCAUCAGACGAUGAUGAGUGGGACAGUGAUUUUGAUGAUGAGGAUUUUGAUGACAAUGAUGAGGAAUUGAAACGUGACUCGCGAUCGAGCCAUGACAGUUCAUGUGAUACAGAGCCUCUGGAAUUUCCUGAUGCAAUAAGCAAGAAGCUGUACAAUAUUGCCAUGGAAAUUCUUACCACUGAAAGAGCUUAUGUCAGAAGACUGCACCUUCUUGAUCAGGUAAGGCCCAAAAAGUGAAGUCAAUACUUAGUAGAUAGGGACUACACAAUUUCCCAAACAGAAAAAAAAAAGGGCGAAGAGAGACACUCUUAUUGCAUUUAUUGUAAUCAAACUUAGUAAGAAAAUUUUAUAAAUUUUAUA